AUGUGUUUUUCCGUUCCUCAGUAUGGAAACGAAACGCUUGGAUUGAAGUGCUAUCAUUGUAUCGGAUACCCUUCGGAUUGUCUGAGCAAUUCCAAAAAUUCGUUUCCUCUGGAAUGCAAUCCACUAAAUCAUGAAAAACCACAUGACAAUACAUCGUCAGUUAAAGACGAUUCGGAGGACUGGGUGUGUUUGACAGAGAAGUUCAAAUACAAAGGCCAGGAGGUAGUGUUCAAAAAGUGCGAAAGAAACAUAGAUAAUUAUCAUUACAAUCCAACAGAAGAGUUCGUGACGGUAUCUACCAGCUGUAGCACGGACUUGUUGCCGUUGGAGCGGGUGGUGGCGUUGGUCGGCAAGCCGAGUUUCCUGCCGUGCAACAUAUCGCCGAGCCAGAAGGACGACUCGCCGCACCUCAUACUCUGGCUUCGCGAGGACCGCGAUGGAUCGCCGACGUCGAUAUACAGUGUGGACGCACGUGACCGGGACUUCAGUUUGGCGCAGCACUGGUCCGACGAGAAGGUGUUCUGGAACAGGGCGCACUUUGAGCUGCACAAGCAGCCGGCCCAGCUUGGCAUCGACAACGUGCGCGAGGACGACGCGGGCAUGUACAGGUGCCGGGUCGAGUUUCGCUUCGGCCAGACUCGCAACUCCAACGUCAAUCUCACCGUCAUUGUGCCACCGGAGAACAUAACGAUACUGAACGAGAACGGCGACGUGCUGAGAUCAAGCGCCGGACCUUACUACGAGGGGGACGACCUGAGGCUUUUCUGCGACGUUCACGGUGGUAAGCCACCACCUAUGGUCAGCUGGUAUCGUAACGGGGAGUUCGCGGGCAACGCGAGCCACAGCCAGAGGGACGGUCUGACGCGGAGCGAGCUACGGUUGAAGAAUCUCGGCCGCAGGGACGUGGACACGCGGAUCACCUGCAACGCUACCAACAACGACAGGUCCAGUCCCUUGUCCGUCAACGUCACCCUCGUCAUGUACUUCCAGCCACUGGAGGUCAGUAUAAAGGGCAACAAUCAGCCGCUCUCGGCGGGCAGGCGAGUCGACGUGGUCUGCGAUUCGUCGGGCAGCCGGCCGCCGGCGGUUAUCACUUGGUACAAGGACGACCAGGAGCUUUGGAACUCGACGAAUGUCACGAUGAACAGCGGCAACACGACCAGCAGCGUACUGUCCUUCGUGGCGAGCAAGUCCGACGCGGGCAGGAACCUGACCUGCCGGGCGAAAAACCCGACCAUGAAGGCCUCCCCGGUGAUCGAGGACAGCUGGACCCUGCGAGUACAGUACACGCCCGAGACGAGGAUCCAGUUGGGCGCCAACCUCAACCCGGACGACAUAAAGGAGGGCAGCGACGUCUACUUUGACUGCAUAAUCGAGGCCGAGCCAUCGGUCUAUAAGGUCGAGUGGAGGCAUCAGGGAAGGACCCUCAGCCACAACGUCUCGCAGGGCGUCGUGAUAAGCAACCAGAGCCUCGCCGUGCGCGGCUUGACGCGGAAAAACGCUGGCAACUACGUGUGCGUCGGCUUCAACGUUGAGGGCGACGGUAUCAGCCAGCCCUUUUAUUUGAACGUCAUGUUCGCACCGACGUGCUCGCCGAACCAGACGAAAAUACACGGGGUGGCGAAGCAGGAGAACGCCACCAUACCCUGCGAAGUGGACGCCAACCCGCCCGAGGUCAUCUUUCACUGGACCUUUAACAACUCGGCCAUGAGCACCGAGCUCACCCCGAGGCACUUUACGAGCACCACCACGAGAUCCACGGCCACGUACACGCCCACGAUAGAGCUCGACUACGGCACCCUCCUCUGCUGGGCCGAGAACAAAAUCGGCCAACAGCAGGCCCCCUGCGUCUAUCACAUCAUACCAGCAGGUCACCCGGACGCCGUGCACAACUGCACGAUAACGAACACGUCGAAGAGCGCGUUCGCCCUCCAGUGCAGCCCGGGCUUCGACGGUGGCAUGUCGCAGUCGUUCCAGCUGGAGGUGCGGGAGAGCGGCAGCCACAGGCUCACGGCGAACUUGACCUCGAGCCUCGCGCGCUUCAGCGUCGGCAACCUCGAGGCCGGCUCGCUCUACCAGGCCCUCGUGUACGCCUACAACGCCAAGGGCCGCAGCGAGCCCGUGCUCCUCCAAGCCGGCACCCUCAGCCCACCCGAGAAGCAAUUAACCUCCGACUCGGAAAAGCCCCACCCAACGAGCAACCCCACGGCCAUGAUGAGCGUGAUAAUAGGGGUCGUGGUGGCCCUGGUGAUCGUGAUGGCGAUAGUCGUGGUGAUAGUGCGGACGUACCAGUCGCCCGUUGACGAGCAGGCCAAGUCCUCGCACGCCGAGGACAACAAUUGCAACAGCAGGAAGCACUGCGCGGCCAAGCCGCCGACGAUACAGCGCGAGUUGCGCUUCCGCGAGUGCGGCAGCCUCAUCACCGACGAGAUCAAGCUGCCCGACUCGUUCGGCAAACUCGACGCCAUCAGCACGGGCGGCGACGCCAGCGAGUCGGACGAGAAGAACCCCGACAUCAUACCCCAACAGCAGAUCACCGGUACGUUUGCCACAGGGGAGGAGGUAUCGGAGUACCUGAGAAAGAGGCGGCUGGUGUCGACGAUAGAGACCUCGCCGUCCCGAGUGGGGCUGCUCGAGAGAUCGGCCCUGGCGGUGGGCCCGAGGCCCAACUACGCCGGCUACUGCACCAUACGCAGCAGCAUGCCCCUCAGGGAGCUCUCCAACUCCGUCAAGUUCAAGCCCAAGCCUCAGCAUCAGUUCCAGCCAAUGGCGAGCGAGGUCUGCGAGAGCGGCAUGUGCACGCUGCCCCGACAGCACUGGGCGAGCCACCACCACCACCACCACCACCCGCACCAGCAGCAACACGUGUCCUCGACGGCGGUGGCGUUGAGUUUGGCGGGCCCGCCCUCGGUGCUGUACACGACGGGCAGUGGGGCGAUAAGCGUGGUACGGACGACCCCCAGCGGGUGUCCUGUGCUCCUCGCCAAGGAGGUCGUCGAGGCGAGACUGGCCCAACAGCAGCCCCAGUUGUCGACGACACCACCACCACCAAUCCCACCGAUGGGCCAAUGUUGCGUCCAGGGCUCACCGAAGGAGGCGCCACCCCCAACGCUCAAGCCCCCCCUCGUCCCGCCCGGCAUACUCGUGACCAAACGCGAGAGCUCGGUGUGACCCAGACCAGCCUAAGGACUUAUACAAUUGUACAUUGCUCCGUAUAAUAUGUUAUACCGCGAUCACACGUGUCAUUAUGAUGAUGAUAUACUAUACACAAGUGAGACGCCGCCUCGGUUGUUUCCUCUCUUGGCCCCUACAUUGGAUACUUGUGUGUACAUAAUGUAUAUAAUACAUGCACUAUGAAAAAAAAAUAAUUAAAUGACAAGUAAAUAAAAGUCACCGUGGCAAGGGUAAACUCGCGUGAAUGAAUGAAUAAAGGCUCCCACCGUCUGCGCGUAUAAUUACCAAAACUCUGGAUUUCCAAACGUUUGGGGAAAAAAAAAUCCCGAAACUGGAGCAAAUCAACCUCGAGAACAGCCGAGCAAUUUUUUAUUUCAAAGUCCGACUCUGCGCGCAGAGCAAAAGCCCGAGUCGACGACGAGAGUUUAUUAUUUCAUUGAUUGAUCAACUCGGAGGACACGGGGCGAAUCGUUCAAAGCGCCACGCGCGCGAGCAAUUUUUUUUUCUUUCAGCAUAUGUAUAUAUAUAUACAUGUUACUUUCCUCCCAAAAUUCCAGAGGCAUUCCAAUCGUGCGUGCGAGAGAAUAAAUAAAAA
Messenger RNA from Copidosoma floridanum, 3769 nucleotides. Its product is annotated as neural cell adhesion molecule 2. The record is from RefSeq and is a predicted model, not a curated record. Lineage: Eukaryota; Metazoa; Arthropoda; Insecta; Hymenoptera; Encyrtidae. Gene Ontology annotation, molecular function: protein binding.